UCGAUGUGACCUUAUCAGUCAGCUGGUGUGUCUAAUUGAGUAAGCAUGGAAUUGCUAUAGGGAUUAUUGAUUAGAAAAUAAAAAAAAUCUUCAACAUGAAUCGUUAUCGGCGAGUUUUUAGAGUCUCGUGGCUAAGGAGAUGUUUCUCAACCAACGGAGAUAAAAAUAUAGAAAACAUUCGUAACAUUGGUAUCUUGGCUCACAUAGAUGCAGGGAAGACUACGACUACGGAGAGGAUGCUAUUCUUCUCCGGGACUAUAAGAGCCAUGGGGGAAGUGCACCAUGGCAAUACUGUAACGGAUUAUAUGGAACAGGAGCGGCAACGGGGAAUCACUAUUACAUCUGCGGCAGUGUCAUUCCCUUGGCGUGGCAGUCAGAUCAACCUCAUAGAUACUCCAGGCCACAUUGACUUUACCAUGGAGGUAGAGCAGAGUCUCGCUGUGCUGGAUGGAGCUGUUGUUGUGUUGGAUGCUUCUGCUGGUGUGGAAGCUCAAACCCUGACAGUAUGGAAGCAAGCCAGCGGCUACAGAGUGCCUCGGAUCCUGUACCUGAACAAGAUGGACCGAGGUGACGCCAGUGCUGAGGAGUGUGCGCGCUCUGUGAAAGAGAAGUUGCACGCCCAGCCCCUGCUGCUGCAUACUGAUGUCAGGCUGGAAGGUCGACUUAUAGGUCUGAUAGAUCUGAUAACCUUGGAAGAGGUGAUAUGGACGCAGGGUCGAGGGCAGACGCUGGUGCGACGCAAGCUGACGGAGAAGGCAGACGGCCACAAAUGGGAGGCCGCCAUGUCCGAGCACAAGGAACUGGUGGACACACUCUCCAGCUUAGAUGACCAGCUUGCUGAGACUAUUAUACAGCAGGAAACCUUAGAAAUCAACAGCAAGGAGAUAGAAGAAGCUAUAAGAAGGUGUACCCUCUCAAUGAAAGGCUUCCCCAUCCUCUGCGGCAGUUCCUACAAGAACAUAGGAGUCCAGACCUUGAUGGACGGCAUCAUCUCCUACCUUCCAAGUCCUAAUGAAGGUCACAAGCUGUACCGGAGCUUCGGAACUGAUCUGGCUGCCCGAGCGUUCAAGGUACAGCAUGAUGAUCAGCGAGGAGUGCUCACCUUCCUCCGCCUUUAUAGCGGAGAGAUCAGCAAGGGACAGAAGAUUUAUAAUCUGGCCCGGGAUAAAAAUGAGCAGGCGGGGGCGCUGUACGUGGCUCUUGCAGACGAAUACCGGCCAGUAGAGAAGGUGACGGCGGGGAACAUUGCUGUUGUCAGCUCACUCAAGGCUACGAUGACGGGGGACCUCGUAACAUCAACACAAGCUGCUGCCUCCCGGGCCCAGACCCAGCUGUCCCAGCAGCUGCAGGAGGCCGGCGACCAGCUCCAGGACCUGGUGCUGCCCAGCGCGCGACAGAAGCUCCAGCUCAUGGACACACAGCCCUCUAAUGAUGAACUUGCUGAACUGUUACUGGGAAUCGGUACGUCAGUCCCGGAGCCAGUGUUCCUGUGCUCCAUCGAGCCGCCCAGCGUGGCGCACCAGUCGGCGCUGGACGUGGCGCUGCAGCAGCUGCAGCGGGAGGACCCCAGUCUGCGCGUACACACCGACCCCGACAGUGGCCAGACUGUACUCGCAGGUAUGGGAGAACUCCACUUAGAAAUAAUAAAGGAACGCAUUAUUCGCGAGUACAAGAUCGAGGUAGAACUGGGUCCCCUGCAGAUAGCAUACAGGGAAACCCUGCAGGGCUCCGCGCGCCACACCCUGGCCGUGGACCGCAAGAUAGGGGGCUCCCGGCAGACCUGUAAGGUCACAAUGUCCGCUAAACCUGUGAAGGGUAUCGCGGCUGAGAAGAUUUUGAAACUGGACAAGAGCGGUGACAGCGCGGCCAAUCUGUCCCACUUACACCCGCGACACAUGCAGGCCAUCAGGCAGGGGGUCAGCACAGCUCUCAUGCACGGAGCCAAGCUCGGGUGCCCUGUAGUGGACGUGCAAGUGACUCUGCACUGGUUCGAGCUCGGGCGAGGCACGUCCGACUCUGUUAUCACUGCCACCGUCGCGCAGUGCCUUCGGAAGGUAUUCGAGGAAGCUGACCCAUUACUCCUGGAGCCGCUGAUGUACCUGGAGGUGGUGUGCCCAGAGAGCCACUCCGCCAGGGUACUGGCUGACUUGGCGCGUCGGCGCACGCAGAUACAGCAUAUACACGUCCGACACCAGAAUAAGGUGGUCGAGUGCUUGGCACCACUUUCGGAACUGCUGGGCUACUCCACCAGCCUGCGAUCCCUCAGCUCCGGACUGGCCACCUUCACCAUGGAAUUCCACUCCCACAGUCAAAUGUCGCCAAUCGACGAGGAGAAAGCUAUCAGAGCCAUCACAGGGUUUUAAACCACUUGUGAGACAAAGUCUAUACUUUUAGACUAUCCUGGAUUAAGACAAAUCUUAAUAUAAUAACAAGGAAGAUAUUAAAACUAUUUUAGCUAUUUAUUGGUAGAUGGUUGUAACCCAACCAGAAAUCUGGCUAAAACAGGCAAGGUAAGGAAAAUGAAACACAGAUGGCGCUACAGUCGGUUAAAGGAAUCGUUAAAGGAAUAUUUGAUUUUUGAUUAAUGUUUAGGUACAAUAGUAGUAGGUAAUAUUAAAAACGUUAAGAAGAAAUAUGAACACUGUCUGUAAACUGUUUGAUUUCUAUCCUUAAUUAAAAAAAUAGUUUUUAAUGGUAACACCCUAAUUAUGUGGUUCUCACUAUAGGAGUACAUCUGCAAAAAUCUUCGGGAGUUUAAAAGGGUAACACUACUUAACAUACGAAGGGACAAGAAAAAAAAUAAACCGUUUUGUCUUCGAUGAUCACUUUCCCUUAAAAUAUAGAUUUACCAUUUUACGCUUGUUAUGGAGUCUUGGCGUUAACAUGAUACGACCCCUGUGGGGUCUUAGAUAGGAAUAUAUUUGUUGAAAAAUAAAUAAAUAAAUAAAGAUUGGACGAUUGAUAAAGCCGAAUAACUUGGACGAAUGUUCUGAAAGUUUUUUAAACUUUCGUAAUGGAUUUGUUGUUGUCAGGUAUUAUUUUUGUGUACCUAGUGAAUAAUCGUAUCAUAUUAAAAUGGUCUUUUAAAUUCUAAUCAACCAUUUCAUGACUUGUUUGUAAAUGCUAAAUUUGUAAAAACUCGGAAGGCUAGUGCGAUGGUAUAGUAAUAAUUAAUAUUAUAGAUAGAAUGACUAUACCAAAGACUUGAUUAUUGAAACGAGUACCUACACUAUCCAUGUAAUUUUGUAUCAAACAAAAGUUCAGAAUUUGGUCUUUAUUAUUUUGUUGAAUGCAAAAAACUACAAAAUAUUAUUAAGUUUCAAAUCGAAUCAUGUUUCAAAUUUGUCGAUAGUACAUUCGUUGUAAAAAAGUGUAAAUAAAACUACGUGAGAUAGUAA
This is a messenger RNA of Spodoptera exigua (beet armyworm), 3398 nucleotides long. The record is from the annotation of a GenBank genome assembly. NCBI's taxonomy places the organism in Eukaryota, Metazoa, Arthropoda, Insecta, Lepidoptera, Noctuidae.